UUAUCUAGGUUAUCUAACUUGCUGGCAAGUACAAGUCCUGAUGCUAGUGGGAGUGUAACAGUGGUCUUUUCACAUAAUCCCAUAGUUCUUGGAAGCUUUGUUCAUUUUUUUCACUCUGUUUUCUUUAAUCUUGCCGUCUCAUUUUAUUUCAUUGAUUUGAUCUUCUAUCUCUGAUAUCCUUUCUUCUGCCUGAUCAAUUCAGCUGUUGAAAUUUGUGUAUGCCUCACAAAGUUCUCCAGCUGUGUUUUUCAGCUACAUCAAGUCAUUUAUGAUCCUCUCUAACCUGGUUAUUCUAGUUAUCAUUUCAUCUAACCUUUUUUCGAGGUUCUUCGUUUCUUUGCAUUGGGUUAAAAUCUGAGUCUUUUAACUCAGAGAAGUUUGUUAUUAUCCACCUUCUGAAGCCUGCUUCUGUCAAUUCAUAAAAUUCAUUCUCUGUCUUUUUUUGUUCCCUUUAUGGUGAGGGGUUGUGAUCCCUGGGAGGGGAAAAGGUGUUCUGGUCUUUGAUGGUUUCAUCCUUUUUGCGCUGUUUUUUUCCCAUCUUCGUGGAUUUAUCUCCCUUUGAUCUUUGAAGCUGGUGAUUUUGGGAGUCUCUAUUGGAGCUAUAUCUUUUUUGGCCUGUAGAUAGCGAUGCUGGGCUCUCACAAAUUCAGUCAGGUUGCCGGGUGGGUGGUCCUUUCCUGGAGUUUGUUUGCAGGUGAGAUUGACCCCGCCUCUCCACUAGUAUCUCUCCUUCCCAGAGCUUGAUCUGCCAGGUUGGGGUCAAACUGGUGUAUUUGCUACCAAGCUCUCUAGCGAAUUUGAGUUCUGGGGGUCUGCCAGCCUCAUGGCCUGUUUCCCUUCUUUCAGCUCUGCCUCUUUCUGUGGGACCGUCCGUCCCGCUUGUGUUAGUCCAAACUUCAGCCCAGGUCAGUGCAACAACUUGCCGUGCCGGGGAGAGCCACAGCUUAGAUUUGCAUGACAACCCUCGGUCUGGCAGGGCUCUCGUGGACUGUCGGUUACAGGAGGGACGAGAUUUCCCUUAAUAAAGAGAAGAAAAACCCCUGCUUCACAGGAAAGUAAAAGAAGAUGAGUUCUACCAGACUGCUUUCUGUAAUCCUGAAUGAUGGACACUUCAUGCCUAUGCUGGGGUUUGGUACUUCUGCCCCUAGGAAGGUUGCCAUGAGUAAUGUAGAAGAAGCCGUCCAGGUGGCAAUAGAUGUAGGCUACCGCCAUAUUGACUCAGCUUAUUCGUAUCUGAAUGAAGAAGCCAUUGGGCAGGCCAUCAGGAAGAAGAUUGCCAAUGGCACUGUGAAAAGAACAGAUAUAUUCUAUACCACAAAGAUGUGGGGCACCUUUUCCCGCCCAGAAUUGGUCCAAAGAGGCCUUGAACUGUCACUGCAGAAACUUCAGCUGAGCUACGUGAAUCUUUACCUUGUUCAUUACCCGGUAUCUUUGCAGCCUGGAGAGGAGUUUAUCCCAAUGGACUCACAGGGAAAGAUCAUUUUUGACACAGUAGAUCUCUGCAGCAUGUGGGAGCGUGCAGACAUGUAUUAUUUGCCUCUAGCUGGCUACACAGAUGACUCCUCACAACACUAUCCUCUCCAGGCCAUGGAGAAGUGUAAGGACGCAGGAUUGGCCAGGUCCAUCGGGGUGUCCAACUUCAACCGCAGGCAGCUGGAGAUGAUCCUCAACAAGCCAGGGCUCAGGUACAAGCCCGUCUGCAACCAGGUGGAAUGUCACCCUUACCUCAACCAGAGCAAACUCCUGGAGUACUGUAAGUCCAAGGACAUUGUCAUGACUGGAUAUGCUGCCUUGGGGUCUGACCCAGGAAAGGAAUGGGUGAAAAAAGACAACCCAGUUCUCCUGGAGGAUCCAGUACUCAAUGCCAUCGCUGAAAAGCACAGGCGAACUCCAGCCCAGGUUGCCUUGCGCUACCAGCUGCAGCGGGGGGUGGUGGUCCUGGCCAAGAGCUUCACUGAGAAGAGAAUCAAAGAGAACUUCCAGCUUUUCUCAUCACCUGGAUUAUCAAUUUCUUGAUGACUAUUAAGAAAAUUAUCUGUGGUUGUUCCAGAGCUUAUUGAUUUUGGGUUGAUGAAUAGAGAACAUUUCAAGGAUGAGAAGUUUCUAGUAUUCCCCAUUGAUUAGCCUGCUCAGUCACAAGUUGGCCUAAGACCCUGGAUCAGAAAAUAAAAGUAUCUAAACCCAGUUUUCUCUUGAUUCCCAUCCCCACAACUGCCAAAAUAAAGAGGUAUUUGAAACAAUCUAACUGCUGCAGCUUUGGCAUUUGCUUUUGUUUCUUUCCCAUCUCACUGAGGUUAAGAUGCUGACAUCCGGGGAAGGGCUGAUAGAAGGGGUGAUCAUAAGGGAUGUGACUCUCGCAAAAAACGCUAAUAACUUGGUAUACCUUCAAAUUUGCAAAAUCUUUUUUUACUUGUUUGUCCUUCUUGAGCAUUUUUUUCUUUUCUGUGUAUUCACAGUAUACGAUUUUAAUAGAUACUCUAAAGGAAUUUAACACUUAAUACCUAAUACCCAAAAUGUCCUGAUUUUAAUUUUAAAAGUUACUUAUCAUACCAAGAACACGGAUGGUCUCGAGUUGAAUAAAUGAAGGUAAACACCAGAUUGCUACAACCAGACGGUCAAGACAUUAUCAUUAUCCGAUCAAGUUUUUAAAGCAACCAUUGUAAAAACGGUCAACAAACAACUGUAAACACACUUGCAACAAAUGAAAAAACAAAGUUUCAACCAAAAAAUUAGAAAGUGUUAGAAAAUAAAUAGAAGAGGCCAGAUGCGGACGCAGUAGCUCACGCCUGUAAUCCCAGCACUGUGGGAGGCCGAGGCGGGUGGAUCAUGAGGUCGAGAGAUCGAGACCAUCCUGGUCAACAUGGUGAAACCCCGUCUCUACUAAAAAAUAUACAAAAAAUUAGCUGGGCAUGGUGGCGUGUGCCUGUAAUCCCAGCUACUUAGGAGGCUGAGGCAGGAGAAUUGCCUGAACCCAGGAGGCAGAGGUUGUGGUGAGCCGAGAUCGCGCCAUUGCACUCCAGCCUGGGUAAGGAGAGCAAAACUCCGUCUCAGAAAAAAAAAGAAAAUAAAUAGAAGAUAAAUGAACAACUAAGUUUGGAAAUAUUAAAACAAAGUUACAAUAUACAAAAUUUAAAUUUUAGUCAAUAGGAUCAAUAACAUAAGAAAUAGAGGAGAUAAUUAUUGAUCUGGAAGUUAAAGCAAUAUAAAUCAUCCAAUAGGAGCAACAGAUAGAAAACAGACAGAAGAAGAAAAGGAACAGAGCUUCCAGGACCUGUGGAAAUACAACAAAAGACUUAACAUUCCUGCCGUCAAAGUCCUGAAAGGAAAAGGAAGCAAAGAGUGGGCCGGAAAAGUACUUAGAGAUGCAGUGGCUGCUUUAACUGCUGAAAGCUUUUCAAAUUUAGAAACACUUACAAACCUAUAGAGUCAAGAAGAUAAGUGAUCUUCAAAUAAUAUAAACCAAAAGGAAUCAAAUCAAGGCACAUCAUAAGUAUAUGAAAACCAAAAGAGAAGAAAAGUUUCUAAAAAAGCAAGAGAAAAAUAACACCUAAUCUAUAGAAUAAAAAGAAUUAAAAUAAUUGUGAAUUUUUUAUCAAAAAAUCAUGGAAGCAAGUGACAAUAAUUUUCAAAUGCUGAAAAAAAAUAAUUUUCAAUCCUAACUCUUGUUCAGCAAAAAUAUCUCUCAAAAGAGAUAUUGUCAAGACAUUUGCAGGUGAAGAAAAAUAAAAUAUUUUUUUUCAGCCGACCUAACCUAAAAUAAUAGCUAACAUAAGUUCUCAAAACAGAAAGAAAAUAGAAAAAAAAUUAGAAUCUUGUAACCUCAGGAAGAAAAAAGUACAAAUAUGCAAGCAAAAAUACGGGUAAAUGCAAUAGAUUGUUCCUGCCCUCUUGAGUUUUCUAAAUGAUAUUUGUCAAUUGAAACAAAAACUAAAUGUCUUAUAUGGUUUUAAAUGGAUGUGUCAGAAAUAUUUAAUGAAAGUAUAUUAUUAUUGGGGGAGGGUAAAGGAACUUGAAAGGAGGUAAGGAUUUUGUACUUCUUUCAAAGUGGUAAGACAAUGACAGCAGUCCACAGUGACAAUUGUGUGUAUGUACUGUAAUACUAAUAGCAACCAAUGCUAUGCAAAGAGACACACCAAAACAUGCUAUGGAUUCAUCAAACUGCAUCCAAGAGGAUCUAACUGGGAUUUAUAGAACAUUCUACUUGACAAUACCACAAAAUAGAUUCAAGUCCCCAAAGAGCAUAAUCAAGGCAGACCAUAUUCCGGCCAUAACCCACAACACCUAGAAAAUAACCAAAAUCAUAAAAGCCUGAACAAACAGACAUUAAUUGAAAUUAUACAGAGUAUGUUAUUCAAGGAAAAAUGAAUCUAAUUAGAAACCAAACACAGAACAGUAACAUGAAAGUCACCAAACUCUUGGAAAUUAAACAAUACACUUCUAAAUAAUCCAUGGGUAAGAUAGGAAGUCUUGAAGGAAAUAGAAAAGUACAUUGAACUGAAUGAAAAUCAAAAUGCAGCAUAUCAAAUGGUGCGGCACACAGCUGAAGCUGUGCUAAUAGAUUCCAUAGAAAAGAGGAAAUCUUAAAUCAACAAUCUAAGCUCUUAUGUCAAGAACCUAGAAAAGGUAGAGCAAAAUAACCCAAAGCAAACUAUGGAAAUAAUCAAUAGAGGAGCUGAAACCAAUGAAUUUGAGAGGAAAAACAGAAAAAAAAUGAAGCAAAGAAUUAGUUUUUGAAAAGAUAAAUUCAGGCAAGCUUCUAGCAAGACUGACAUAAAAAAAUAGAGCAAACACGAACUACCAACAUAAGCAAUGAAACAGGCAGUUAUGCUAACGAUCCUGUAGAAAUAAACAGGAUGGUAAGGGACUACUACAAACAACUCUAUACACGUAAAUUUCACAGGUUAGAUGAUGGACCAAUUCCCUGAAAAAUACACGAUACCAUAACUCACCCAACAAAAUAGAUCAUUUGAAUAGCUCUAUUACUAUUUGGAAACGACUUCUGAAUGUUUUUCACAUAGGGCAAUGUAGGUAUUUGCAGAAGCGUGACAAGAAUCUGUUUUGUUUUUUU
Messenger RNA from Callithrix jacchus (white-tufted-ear marmoset), 5068 nucleotides. Its product is annotated as prostaglandin F synthase 1-like. NCBI's taxonomy places the organism in Eukaryota, Metazoa, Chordata, Mammalia, Primates, Cebidae. Gene Ontology annotation, molecular function: oxidoreductase activity. The record is from RefSeq and is a predicted model, not a curated record.